This is a messenger RNA of Venturia canescens, 762 nucleotides long. RefSeq lists its product as uncharacterized. The transcript has a single exon. Lineage: Eukaryota; Metazoa; Arthropoda; Insecta; Hymenoptera; Ichneumonidae. Bases 1 to 762 code for a protein of 253 amino acids. The record is from RefSeq and is a predicted model, not a curated record.
AUGUUGAGAUGCUCUAAGGGACUAACACAAGGAGGUGUCCUCAGUCCCCUUUUGUACACAUUGUAUACAAGAGGUCUAGAAGCCAGUGUGGAAGGAGUUAAAAUGGUGCAAUUUGCAGACGACGUGUGUAUAUAUAGAAUAAAUAACAAUGUGGGAACAUCUCUAGUUGAAAUCGAAAAUGCGGGUAAAUCAAUCCAGCAAUUUUUAGGAGCGAGUGGCCUAGACCUGGCCCCAGAAAAAUGUAAUCUAGUCGUAUUUAGCAAAAGCAAGAAAAUUAGGGAUAGAGUUUGGUCGAUAACACUAAACGACGUACAGGUACAAGCGCAACACUCCGUUAAAGUUUUAGGAAUUUAUUUUGAAGCAGAUCAUAAGUGGAAUAGACAAAUACAGUCGAUCGAAGAGAAAUGCUUAAAGCCGAUGACAAUCAUCCGAUGGUUAAGAUCGACGUGGUGGGGUGCGGACCCUGAGCUUUUGACCAGGCUUUACACAGCUUUAAUAAGAUCUAGAAUUGUAUACGGAGAUAUAAGUUUUUACCCAGUUAACAAAAAUCAAGAAAUUAGACUAGAGAGAAUCCAAACCAAGGCGAUUAAAAUUGCGCUGGGGCUCAGAAGUUCAACCCCAAAUAAUGUUACGCUGGGAGAGUCCAAGAUUCCCCCUUUGAAAAGCAGAAUUAAAUUCCUCGGAAGAAAUUACUUAACUAAGGCUUUUGCCCUUGAAAACAACCCGAUAAUUAGAUCAUUAGAGAAAGGAAACGAAUUAUGA